UCUUCUACGUAGUGACCGACUGCCGCCAUCUUCAGCCACCACUCCAUCCACUCGACAUUGGCGAAUCUCGGGCUUCCAGUAGGGGCUUCCUGCAGAGAACAUACUCGCACAGUAAGGUGCCAGAGACGGCUUCAGGCAAUCCGCCGUUGCAACCCCGCCGCCAUGCAGUCCGCCGACAGGGACCACUUCUUCGAGACCGACGCCUCGCAGGCCCAGCGAGAGAGAAAGGCUGCCAAGGCGAGCAACAAGCAUGGCAAUCCCGUAGAAAUGAAGUCCAAGAUCUUGGCAGCCGUCUCGGAUCCCGCCUCACCCCUGGCAUCGAUAUUCAUCGCCGAGUCUGCGGGCUACGUUCGUCGCGUGAACCUUGAGUCUUCGCAAGUAACAAGCACCUACCGAGGACCUCGGGCACCGGUCACAUGUUUGGCCGUGGGGGGUGCCGAGAGCAAGACUAUCUUCGCAGGCUCAUGGGACAAGGACAUAUGGUCCUGGGACAUCGAAACAAUGCAGCCCAGACGGAAAUACAGCGGCCAUUCGGACUUUGUCAAGAGCGUCAUCACUGCCCGUCUCUCGGGUAGGGACAUCCUGAUAAGUGGCGGCGCAGACAAGAAGAUCAUGGUCUGGGACGUCGACACUGGCCGGCGGAUACAUACCAUCCAAGACCCGACGACAACAUUACUCGCCGUGCAGCAUCUUGCGACGGACCCCGUCUUGAGCACGCUCGACCAGCUCGUACUUGUCUGUGCGAGCAGUGAUCCACACAUCCGGCGAUGGAAGGUCACCGCCGAUGGGCACGAACAGAUAGCUGAGUCGUUUCAUGAUCGGCCCGACGCGGAGCGCCUCACUAUUGAGGAGCACGACACGAGUGUGUACAAGCUUCUGUUCGAGACGAACGACGAGGGCGGCGAUGUGGACCUGUGGACGGCAAGCGCCGACGGCACAGCCAAGUGUCUUGCAAGGUCUCGGAAUUUCGUGGCCGAGGACACCUUCUUGCAUGGCGACUACGUCCGUGCCGUGUUGGUGACUGAGCAGUGGGUCGUGACGGCCGGACGAGACGAAAACGUCAAGGUCUGGGACAAAGCUACGGGGAAGCUGUAUUGCACCCUCGUAGGACACUAUGAGGAGGUCACGGACAUGGUAUUACUGCAGAAUGCCUAUGGACAGCCGCAAAGUAUUUGCAGCGUUAGUAUCGACCGCACGAUUCGCACAUGGCCUCUUGCGAAGACCGAACUGGACUCUUUAGUCAAGGAGAUCGAGGAGCCACCCAAGUCAAACAGCGAAGAGAAAUCCAACGAUGGCAGUGGAGAGGGUCUGUUGACAGCGGAGGAGGAAGCUGAACUAGCAGAGCUUAUGGAUGACUAGGACUAGUAGACGAUCCGCCAAAAGGCCAAGUCAAAAAUGGCUCCGCCUGCCAAGACAGUGCAAUACUUGAAGCUUCAAGACCAGAUCAGAUGUUCGCAAACCAUCAUUCCGCCAAGAGCAGGCACGCACGUGUGGAGCGGCGGGUGCACGGCAGCAAGACAGAAGCCUCUAUAGCUUGGGUUGUCAUCGGAAAGCCUAAUAGCGAAGAGCACCCAGUGGAACGUGCAUUCAGAGCCGUUUCAGGCCGCGUGUAGGCGACAACACGAGAUGGAGCCCGAUCGUCAGCUCCCUCCCGCGUCCAUAGGUUGAGCCAUGUCUCGGCUGCCCGCGUGCAGGACAUGCAUUGCCUGCCCAGACCAACAAGCAGCGGGCGAGAAUGCGGAAGACUGUGCACAUACAUGCAGGUGGCGCUGCUACGAUACUGUUUCUUGCUUGGCGUGCUUACUCGCAACGCACACAAGCCACCGGUAGGUUCGCAGGCUCGCGCGCUCGCGCUUGGAUAGGGGCCCUGUCGCCACCCGAUGAAAUCGACGGCGGGCUUGGCUCAAGACUCAGUUGAUUGACCGCUCCGUCGGCCUUCGUGGUUCCCAGGUUACGCGUCGAAACACGGCAGAGGUGAACAAACACCAGUCGCACCCGUGGAAGCGGUGUGUUCCAAACCCGAGACGCCCUCGCCCGAGGUAACGUCUGCGUCCGUCCCGUAUAUGUCACCCUGUUUCUUUCGUGGGCUGCUGCCACACAGUCUUAUCAAGCCCGCUGCGAUGGGCUUCGUUUGUGAGCGCCGCUUUUCCCUAUCUCCCGCCCACUCAGAAUUGGCUGCCAGUGACACAUACACACACACAUCUACACACACUUUGGGAUGGUAAUGGUUGGGCUCCCGCAAGUGUGGGCCGACGGGCUGCGGGCUAGCGACUCGCCGUUUCGGACCUACCCGCGAUACCCAUGCCUGGACUGAGGAAGCAUCGGGCGCGGGCGUUUGCGUUCCCGCGUGUCAGAUACAGUGCGUGGCACCUCGAUACGAGCUUUCCUGGCGGCAAGCCGCGCG
Molecule: messenger RNA, 2404 nt
Organism: Purpureocillium takamizusanense
Lineage: Eukaryota; Fungi; Ascomycota; Sordariomycetes; Hypocreales; Ophiocordycipitaceae
Exons: 5
Coding region: 163-1359 (398 amino acids)
Molecular function (GO): protein binding
Source: RefSeq, a predicted model, not a curated record